This is a messenger RNA of Bubalus bubalis (water buffalo), 1272 nucleotides long. RefSeq names its product zinc activated ion channel (gene ZACN). NCBI's taxonomy places the organism in Eukaryota, Metazoa, Chordata, Mammalia, Artiodactyla, Bovidae. Gene Ontology annotation, cellular component: synapse; membrane; neuron projection. Gene Ontology annotation, biological process: monoatomic ion transmembrane transport; chemical synaptic transmission; nervous system process. Bases 40 to 1272 code for a protein of 410 amino acids. The record is from RefSeq and is a predicted model, not a curated record. Gene Ontology annotation, molecular function: transmembrane signaling receptor activity; neurotransmitter receptor activity; extracellular ligand-gated monoatomic ion channel activity. The transcript is spliced from 9 exons.
GGCGCUGCUGCUCCAUCCAGUCCCCCUGCAUAGCCUCUCAUGAUGGCCCUGCGGCUCCUGCUGCAUCUCACCUUCCUCGGGCUCGGAACCACUCAGCCUUUGGCUCAGCAGCAGGGCUUUAGCGCGCCGGCAUUCGACUGGCCAUCCUCCUCCAACCUCAACUCACCCCAGGAGGUUCCGGAUCACAUCCAGAUUCCGAACAACGGAAGCAAGCCCCUGGUGGUGGAUGUGCAGGUGUUUGUGUCCAAUGUGUUUAACGUGGACAUCCUUCGGUACACAGUGUCCUCCACGUUGCUGCUUCGGCUGUCCUGGCUGAACACACGCCUGGCCUUGAACUCAACUGGGCACCAGCGGAACCCAAUCAUGCUGCCCUGGGACGUACUCUGGAUGCCGAGACUCACUGUUUGGGAGGCCCUCUGGGUGAAUUGGCAGGACAAGAGCCCGCAGGCCCGCGUAGACAGGGACGGCCACAUCGAGUUCUACCUGGCCCUCACCACGGAGACCAACUGCGACUUUGAGCUCUUCCACUUCCCCAGGGACCAGAGCGACUGCCACCUCACCUUCUUCGCUUUCAGCAACACUGUGACGGAGCUGGAGUUCCAGGUCCACGCGGUGAACGAGAUUGUGAGUGUCAAGAGGGAGUUCGUGGUUCAGGAUCUGAAAACCCAAAUCCCGCCCCAGCACCUGGUACCCUGCUUCCAGGUGACGUUGCGCCUGCAGAACACAGCACUAAAGGCCAUCUUAACGCUCCUGGUCCCUGGGGAGGCGCUGCUGUUGGCUGACCUUUGCGGGGGGCUGCUGCCCCUCUACACUGAGCGCAUCGCCUACAAGGUGACCCUGCUUCUGAGCUACCUCGUCUUCCACUCCUCCCUGAUACAGGCCCUGCCCAGCUCCUCCUCCUGCAACCCCCUGCUAGUUUACUACUUCACCGUCCUGCUGCUGCUGCUCUUUGUCAGCACCACCGAGACUGUGCUGUUGACCGGGCUCCUGGCCCGGGGCAACCUCAGGGCAGAGGACAGCCCCAGCCCAGCGCUGAAUGGGGAGCAGCACGACCAUGGGAAGCCAGGGCCUAACCCUGAAGAAGCCCCUGGAGCAGGGAAGGGGUCCAGAAGGAGCUGGGCGGAGGCUGCUGACCACAUCUUCUUCCAGGUGUAUGUGGUAGGGGUGGCGUGUAGCCAGGUCAUCUUCAUUGUGCUUUGGAUGUGGGCGACAUGCAAGUCGGACCCAGCCCCUGGAGCGGCCUCACCCCACGGCGGGCAGCCCAGGCUGUAA